Messenger RNA from Neoarthrinium moseri, 3117 nucleotides. RefSeq lists its product as uncharacterized. The record is from RefSeq and is a predicted model, not a curated record. NCBI's taxonomy places the organism in Eukaryota, Fungi, Ascomycota, Sordariomycetes, Amphisphaeriales, Apiosporaceae. Gene Ontology annotation, biological process: nuclear migration along microtubule; mitotic spindle orientation checkpoint signaling; establishment of spindle localization. Bases 1 to 3117 code for a protein of 1038 amino acids. Gene Ontology annotation, cellular component: spindle pole body; mating projection tip; cell cortex. The transcript has a single exon.
AUGACCGGGCCACCUGUCACCGUGGAACCGGCUACGCCAGCUCAACAUCGCUACGAGAGUAAUAGUAAUAUUUCCUGCAUGCACCGCGCUCCAGAUCAGGACAACGAUCCCAAAGAGACACACCACCACGAUGCUGAUGUCCGCCCACGCCCGCCGCCCACCAUCCUAACCUUUUCUGACGUUCCCGGCGACCUUUCCCAGCUCGGUCCCAUCCAACCGCAACCCGGCAUCGAGACCAACAACAGCUCCGUGCUCCCGCCCGUCCGCUCGACCUCACGUCACCACCCACGCAAACCCUCCCCCGGCCUCGCCGCGCGCCUCAAGGCUCUAGGAUUCGGCGGCACGUCCCGACAGCCGUCCGCCCCGGCCACCAUCGCCCAUGAGCACAUCGGUCGGCUGCCCGAGGACCAGCUUCGACUGAUCGACGAGAAGCACCAGGCCAACAGCUCCCUAGGGGAACCGCUCGAACGCCGCGGUCGCCCGUGGAAGGGUGCUGGCGCCCCUCUGCAGUUGCUGCGAUCCAAGACGAGCCGCAGUAGUCUCAAGUCAUUGAAGAAGGAAGAAGACGACGACAACAACAGCACCAAAGACGACUCCGGCGCCGCGCGCGCCCCGAGACACGAUCUUCUUCCCGAGAUCACCACGGCGCUACCUCUGGAGAUGGAUACCAAUAAGUACCGGCUGCCCGACCACACCAACGGCAACGGCACCAAGGCACUAUCAGAUACGCGACGAGAGCACAUAGAACGGGAUUCGCGCAUCCUGGAGCAGGAGAACCAGGCCCCGCCCCCCUUGCCGAAAGAUACACCACCCGGCGGCACGGCAUCGUCCGAGUUCAACCCCGAUGUCUCCUAUUUCAAUCCUCUCGGCCUCCAACGGCCCGGCUCCAUCUACACAAUCUCGAGGCUCUCCUUCGCCAACCAACUUGCCCAACUCACAUCGCUACAGCUCCCUGAUGCAGAGACACUGUCAGGCAAGAUCUCGGCAAUUCCUACCGCGCAAGCCGCCGCAAAGGCCCUGAUCAACGCCGCCGAUCAAAUACGCAUGUGGAUAUCCAAAGCCACCGAGGUUAUUGGCGGCCUGGACAGCGAUGGCGAUGUGGAAUGGGCUGCCGCCGGAGGCCGGGAGGGCUACGAGGAGGUGGAAAACGCCAUUAUAAGGUUCGAGGAGCUCAUCAACGUUUAUGUUGGCGCCAUUGAGGAGCUCCAAAACCGGACCGAUAUUGCCAGCGUGACAAGCGAGGAUUUGCAGCAGGCCGUGACCCAGAUGGAAUCCAUUCUGGAAGAGUGGGCAAGUAUCCGGUCUACCCUCAAAAUCGCGAAAGGCCAAAUCGAGAUUGCUAUGGAAUGGGAGGAGUUGUGGAACACCGUGCUGGGCGAAAUCCAGAAUGAGUUGGAUGAUCUCUGUCGGCUCGUCUUUGAGAUGGAGGAGCGACGCCAUAAGUCUUUGAUUGCGGCGGUGAACGGCGAUGGUGUCGACAUUGGAGACCUAGAGACCAUAGUCGAGGAAACGCCACCCACCGUUGCCCGGAACAAUCGCGUCAGCCUACCAGCCUAUCCCAUGAGUCCAACCUCGCCGGCAGGGCCAAGCUUGACGCAGGAUGAUUCGAGUCUUCUGGCUUUGUUUGCUAGGAUGCAGCCGCUGAGGGCUUCGUUGGAUUUUCUCCCCAUGAGGCUCUCGGUGUUUGAGGCUAGGGCGCAAGACGCAUUUCCCUCGGCCGGCGAGGAGCUUGACGAAAGACGCACCUUUCUCGAGGAGACUUACAAGAAGUUGGAGCGGGAUGCUGAAUCACUAAGGAAGGAGCUUGGCGAAGACAGAUGGGUUCUGGUGUUCCGUGGUGCCGGCCGUCAGGCGCAGAAGAUGGUCGAGUCUGUCGAACGAACGGUGGCGAAACUACGCGAGGCUCUGGAUUCCGGAAUGCACCUAACAAAUCCGGCUCAUCUCAGCAAGAAGAUCGAGAGUUAUGAGGCAAAGAAAAUGCACUACGGGCCGGCGAUUGAACGAGUUCUGUCCAUUAUCGAAAAGGGUGUCAAGGAUCGUCUCACCCUCAACGGCGAAAUUUUAAGGCUGCACACCGAAAUGCAGUCCAAGUGGAAAGACGUGAAAAACCAGAUGCGAGAUCUGGAUGAAACCCUGGAAGAGGUACAAUCCGACGGGAAGGGACAAACGUUGAGAGAUUCCAUCUCGAGCAUGUUGUCUAAUGACCGGUCGACGGUUGCGAGUGGCCACGAGACCCCCGGAAGCUCGCCUCCAUCCUCGGUGGUCAUGUCAAGCUUGGGCCUGGAGCCUGUCACUCCAUUGGCAAACAAGAAGUCUCGGGCCACCAAUUCUGGAAGCCAUCUUCCUCUGCCCUCUAAUUCACGAAGGAGCCUGGCACCGCAGUCGCAGGUUGCCAGGAAACCGCUUGGGUCUCGCUUGUCAACCUACUCCGGUUCUCCUAGCUCGUCAACUCCGGCACGUAGUGCAUCUGCGACGCCGCUGGGUACUCGAACGCCCCGUUCUGUUUCCAAUCUGGUGGAUAACCGCCCUCGCUGGAACGGGUCCGUGAACGCGAAAGACUCCGACUUGGGGCACCACUUCAAGCCCCUGAGCCUAACCACACCAAGCCCGUACUCGAAGAGGAGUCCCACACCGGUUCGAUCCACCUCAUCACUCACGCCCAGCUCCAACACCAAGAUACCCACACUACGUAGCCCGCUCGGCCGUGCAGGUUCCGCCUCGCCAAUGCCUGAGGAAACACCACCAAGAACAAACACAUCCCGGCUAUCGUUCCGUGAUCGCCUUGCCGAGCGCAUGGCUUCGCCUGGUCCCUACUCUCAACAAUCGUUGAUGAAGCCGCGGCUGGCGUCUCAAGCGUCAAUGUCCUCCUUGACCAACAACCGCCGCGCCUCUCUGCAGCCACCUAGACCGCAGGGCCAGGACGGCACCAAGCGAUCGGUCAGUUCCAUGGCCACCUCGAGACGAACGAGUCUGUUGCCUCAGCCAACGACAAGAACGGAGACCCCGACGGGCCGCCACAGCCCUCACGCCCUGGCAGGUGCACGAACAGCCAUGCGGAGGCUGAGCAGUACUACAAGAGAGGAUCCAAAGGACUCUAAGCCGCGCUGGCGGUUCUAA